Molecule: messenger RNA, 505 nt
Organism: Staurois parvus
Lineage: Eukaryota; Metazoa; Chordata; Amphibia; Anura; Ranidae
Source: the annotation of a GenBank genome assembly
GCAGCGCGGCGAUGCGCUGUGUCCCUCAGACACAACGGAUCACCGAUACCCGGAAAGAGCUGAAGAUGUUGGCUCGGUCAUGUGAUCAGCUGUGUCCAAUCACAGCUGAUCACAUGAGACAUGUACACUGAUCAUCAGAGCGCUGAUGAUCAGUGUGCCCUGAUGAUCUGUGUAGCCCCAUCAGUGCCACCUGUCAGUGCCCAUCAGUGCCAUGUGUCAGUGCUCAUCCAUGCCACCUGCCAGUGCCCAUCAGUGCCACAUCAGUGCCACAUUUCAGUGCCUAACAGUGUACAUCAAUGCCACAUAUAAGUGCCCAUCUGAGCUGCCUUUCAGUGUCACCCAGCAGUGCCAGUCAGUGCCACCUAUCAAUGCCAGUCAGUGCCACCUAUCAGUACUGCCAAUCAGUGCCACCUAUCAGUGCCAAUCAGUGCCGCCUAUCAGUGCCAGUCAGUGCCGCCUAUCAGUGCCAUCAGUGCCAUCAGUCAGUCAGUGCUGCCUAUCAGUG